AUGUCUAAGCCAAUUGUGUUACGUCUCGGAGACGUUUUGUUCGCCCAAAAAGUCUGGGACCAAUUCGAGGAAGUUGCCGAAGUGGUCACCAUCGAUGAGACUGUCUCGAGAGAGGAGUUCUUCAAGCUGCUAAAGGACCCCAAGUGCAAGGCCUCGCAGGCCAAAGUCAUCACCCACACCGUCCAAUCGCUACCAAACGUCGGGAAAUGGGACAAAGAGGUUGCUGACCACUUGCCGGACUCCGUCAUCGCCGUCUGCCACAAUGGUGCCGGUUACGAUCAGAUUGAGGUCGAGCACUUCAACAAAAGACACAUCCAGGUGUCGAACACGCCAAAACUGGUCAACCAUGCAACGGCUGACACGCACACUUUCUUGGUGCUCGGUGCCCUUAGAAACUACUCGUACGGUUACAGAAACUUCAUGGCCGGGAAGUGGCCAGAACUCGGUGAGGAUGCCGGUGGUCCAUUCGGUCACGACCCAGAGGGUAAAGUUGUCGGGAUUUUGGGGUUCGGGAACAUCGGUCACUCCAUCGCCAAGAGACUAAGACCCCACUUGUUCUCCAAGAUCAUCUACUACAACAGAAAAAGACUGCCAGCUGAGGAGGAGGACGGUUGCGAGUGGGUCCCAUUGGACGAACUGCUAGCGACGGCCGAUGUCAUCUCCGUCAGUCUGCCAUUGAACCCAGCGACAAGACACUUCGUGAACGCGGAGACUUUCAAGAAAAUGAAGGAUGGUGUGGUCAUUGUUAACACCGCCCGUGGUGCCGUCAUCGACGAGCGCGCUCUUGUUGACGCGUUGAAGUCCGGUAAGGUCAGGUCCGCCGGUCUAGACGUCUUCGAAUACGAGCCACAGGUCACGAAGGAGUUGAUGGAGAUGCCCCAGGUUCUUGGCUUGCCUCACAUGGGUACCCAUACCAUCGAAUCUAGACAAAACAUGGAAGAGUUUGUCAUUGCGAACGCAAGGAGCGCCGCAGAAAAGGGUAAAGUCUUGAGUAUUGUCCCAGAAUUGAAGGACGAGGACUGGGUGAAGAAAUUAUGA
Messenger RNA from Huiozyma naganishii CBS 8797, 1038 nucleotides. It is a transcript of the gene GOR1, whose product is annotated as glyoxylate reductase. Gene Ontology annotation, molecular function: glyoxylate reductase (NADPH) activity; NAD binding; hydroxypyruvate reductase [NAD(P)H] activity. Gene Ontology annotation, cellular component: cytosol. NCBI's taxonomy places the organism in Eukaryota, Fungi, Ascomycota, Saccharomycetes, Saccharomycetales, Saccharomycetaceae. Bases 1 to 1038 code for a protein of 345 amino acids. The record is from RefSeq and is a predicted model, not a curated record. The transcript has a single exon.